Molecule: messenger RNA, 879 nt
Organism: Pediculus humanus corporis (human body louse)
Lineage: Eukaryota; Metazoa; Arthropoda; Insecta; Psocodea; Pediculidae
Product: follistatin, putative
Exons: 4
Coding region: 1-879 (292 amino acids)
Biological process (GO): anatomical structure development
Molecular function (GO): calcium ion binding; extracellular matrix binding; collagen binding
Source: RefSeq, a predicted model, not a curated record
AUGACAAAAGAAGAAUGCUGUAGUCAAUUUACAAAUGUAAAUACGGCAUGGAGCAACGAAGAUAUGGAUUCUGGAAGUUUAUUCUUUUUAAGAAUUUUAGGAGACGGAGUACCUUGCCACUCGUGCAAAGAAACUUGUACUGGUGUCGAAUGCGGUUCGGGUAAAAAAUGCGUCAUGCGUUCCGGACGUCCCAAAUGCGUUUGUUCUCCCUGUAAAGAAAAAGGAAAAAAUUCAAGGGGACCCGUUUGCGGUACGGAUGGUAAUACUUAUUUGAAUGUUUGCCGUAUAAAAAAAAGAGCCUGCAGAAGGAAAACUCCGAACCUUACGGUGGCUUAUAACGGUUUUUGCCAAAGUAGUUGUGAUCGUAUUAAAUGUCCGGAUGGAAAAUAUUGUCUUUUAGAUCAAAAUCUAAGUCCUCAUUGUGUUCGAUGCAUGAUAAGGUGUCCUAAAUCUAUGGAAAAUUCAAAACCCGUUUGCGGUACCGAUGGUAUAACAUACGAAAAUAUUUGUCUUCUAAGGCAAAUGGCAUGUAAAAAAGGAAAAGCAAUACCGGUGGCCUAUAAGGGUAAAUGCAAAGCAAGAGCGUCUUGCGGAAGCAUUCGAUGUAAGGAUCGCCAGGCCUGCUUGACAGAUUCAUAUUCGGGUUUGCCCCGUUGCGUUACUUGCACGUCGCGAUGCCCGUCAGUCAAAACCAAAGAAUUUCGAGGACCCAUUUGCGGAACAAACAACAAAACUUAUCAUUCAUGGUGUCACAUGGUUAAAGAUGCGUGCGCAACAGGUUUCGUCAUUGAGACUAAAUUCCAGGGGAUCUGCGAGGAAGGAGGUAAGAGGUCAUUCUCGAUAAAGAAAAACAACAAUUUCACGAUGAUCGUUAUGUAA